Molecule: messenger RNA, 1279 nt
Organism: Punica granatum (pomegranate)
Lineage: Eukaryota; Viridiplantae; Streptophyta; Magnoliopsida; Myrtales; Lythraceae
Source: RefSeq, a predicted model, not a curated record
CAUGUCUCUGUUCAUGUCCCUCGUCCAAUAUAAUCCCUCCCGUCCCCGCCUGUCUCUCUCCCUUCACCCCUCAUCUUCACCCCCAACAUGCUCCCCUUCACAAACCACAACUCUCAUCAGUCUCACUCCCCUGGGUUCGGGUGAAAGACACAGGUCCAGCUUCGGUUCGGGUUUCCUAUUAGCCGGAAGGUCGAGGAAGGCCAAAACGGUCCCAAAAGAUUAUAAAGAGUGACAGAGUGCCCUCAUCCGGUAGACCAAACCAAAAGCAGAGAUUCCCUUUUCAUGUCCCUGUCCAGUCGGAAUCUACACAACAUAUUACGAUUCACAGCCCCUUCAUUCCUCAAUUCACUUCUGCCUCAUCGGAGAGCUCGAACGCCGCCCGAGAUAGCAGCUGAGAGAAGAUGAGCAGUUCGGUCCCGAGUCGCCGGUUCUUGGAUUCGAGUCCCAGCCUCGGGGAGCCGCCGACAGGCCCGAAUGGGACGGUUGGUGAAUCCUACAUGAACGACCCGAAUUUCGACACCAACAUGGUCAUCAUCCUGGCGGCCCUGCUUUGUGCACUGAUCCUCGCGCUCGGGCUCAACUCGAUCGUGCGGUGCGUGAUGAGGUGCGGGCAGAGGCUUGGCCCCAAUACGCCGGAGAGGGCUGCGGCACGGUUGGCCACAACCGGGCUGAAGAAGCAUGCGCUGAGGCGGAUCCCUGUGGCGGUGUACGGUUCGGCGGAGGGGGUGUUUACAGCGACAGAGUGCCCGAUCUGCCUCGGGGAGUUUGUGGACGGGGAGAAGGUGCGGGUGCUCCCGAAGUGCAACCACGGGUUCCACGUCCGGUGCAUCGACGCGUGGCUCGCGUCCCACUCGUCCUGCCCCAAUUGCCGGCACUCUCUCCUCGACCCACCUCCACCACCACCGCCUCCUCCCCCAAGGAACAGGCCAGGCCUGGAGCAUGUAGUCGUUGUCGUGAACGACAACGCGAGUUGAACAUGCUCUCAGUGGUGUUUCCGGACAUCGGGUGUUAAGAUAGAAUCGUAUCAUAUCAGCUGCUCUUGCACCGGAGUCGACCACUGAGUCUCCAAUGGGGGGUUAGAUUUAAGGUGAUAUGUGUCGGAAUCGAUGAAAACUGUUCCAUACAGUACGUACCGUUGAGAUGCUAUUGUACUACCGCGGCUCGGGUUGCGGUCUACCUGAUAGGAUCCAUAUAGGGAGUUGUAAAUGAUUUACAGAAAUGAAACACUGUUGUUUAAAAGAUGUGGAAUUUUAAUAGUAAGGUCGGACUUUCUUUUCUA